AAUUCGUGACUUUAGACAAGUUGCCAAAGACAAUCCAAGUUGAGCGUGCCUGUUCUGUUCUUCUAUUCACGACCAUUAACCAAAGCCUCUGCAGCCUAAAGCAUUCAGCCUUAGCUUUAUCUUUCUGUGUCUGUUUGUCUGUCUUUCUCUGUAUUUCCCUCUCGCUCUCUGAAAUCUUCUGCUAUAUUUUGGAGUGAUAGAGAUUGAGAGGGAGCGAGCGAACGAAUUCUCAAAAUGAAUAGUAUGGAGGUGUAUGGCGGGUUGGAGGCACAGUACAUAGGGAAGCACCACAGGCACGAGCCCCGGGAGAACCAGUGCACCUCAGCGCUCGUCAAGCACAUCAAGGCGCCUGUUCACCUCGUGUGGUCUCUGGUGAGGAGAUUUGAUCAACCCCAGAAGUACAAGCCCUUCAUUAGCAGAUGUGUGGUAAAGGAAGACUUUGGUAUUGGAAGUGUCAGAGAAGUGAAUGUUAAAUCUGGUCUUCCUGCCACAACAAGCACCGAGAGGUUAGAACUUCUCAAUGAUGAUGAGCACAUUCUUGGCAUCAAAAUUGUUGGUGGCGAUCACAGGCUGAUGAACUACUCGUCAAUCAUUACUGUUCACCCAAUAUUUAUUGAUGGAAGGCCAGGGACAAUGGUAAUUGAGUCCUUUGUGGUGGAUGUGCCUGAGGGGAACACCGAGGAUGAGACACGUUACUUCGUCCAAGCAUUGAUCAGGUGCAACCUCAAAUCUUUGGCUGAUGUCUCAGAGAGGAUGGCUGUGCAGGACCGAACUUAACCUAUCAUCAACUACUAGUGCAUCUGUGGAUGGCGCAGAUGUGUUAGGACUGAAUUUAUGCCAUCCGAGUUUUCGAUCCUGAUGCUGUCUUGAGGUUGGCGGGAGCUGUCCUUCCAUGAUCUCUAAAGUUUUGGAUACACUGCUGGCUGUUGCUUUUCCAUUUCAUGGGGACCAAUAUUAUACUUUCUUUCCUUCCUUCUGCUCUCUUGUUUGUUUGUUGGGUUACUCUUCUUCAAUGUUCGAAGGAUGGGGUUCCAAAGUUUUUGCAAGUUCUCCAUGGAUAGAUGUGGGAAAGUUGGGUUUUUUGCUGUUAUAUAUCUUGGGUUUUGUGCACGGUGGUGCUUAAUAAUGUUAUGGCUAUCUGUAAAUAGUAUUAACUACGGAUAGAGGUGCUCCGGCUCCGGGUUUUCCACGUUGUAGCUGCAGCUUAUAGGUGCGAGGAGGAUUGAUCGAGGAGAAAACCUUUGCGUAGUAGCACUCUUUUGUUUGCUUUGUAUAGGAUGUAUUCUUAAUAAAUUAUGGUAAUUUCUUUUAUGCUCUA
Messenger RNA from Carya illinoinensis, 1318 nucleotides. RefSeq names its product abscisic acid receptor PYL9-like. Gene Ontology annotation, cellular component: cytoplasm; nucleus. The transcript is spliced from 3 exons. Gene Ontology annotation, biological process: abscisic acid-activated signaling pathway. Lineage: Eukaryota; Viridiplantae; Streptophyta; Magnoliopsida; Fagales; Juglandaceae. The record is from RefSeq and is a predicted model, not a curated record. The coding region runs from base 235 to 777 and encodes 180 amino acids. Gene Ontology annotation, molecular function: protein phosphatase inhibitor activity; signaling receptor activity; abscisic acid binding.